Molecule: messenger RNA, 987 nt
Organism: Magnolia sinica
Lineage: Eukaryota; Viridiplantae; Streptophyta; Magnoliopsida; Magnoliales; Magnoliaceae
Exons: 1
Coding region: 1-987 (328 amino acids)
Source: RefSeq, a predicted model, not a curated record
AUGACACUCGUUGCUGUGUUCAGCGAGCUAAGAGAAGGGAAAUUCACUUUCUCCAUUAGAAAAAAUCAGCCGAAAACGCUGGCUGAACUAGUCGCCCGAGCUCAAAAAUACACCAACACGGAAGAAUUCUCCAAUGCCCGUAAAAAUGUCCAAGUGCCAGAGAUGAAUGAUAAAGGGAAGAGGCCUAGGAAUGGGGAAGCCCAGCCGUCCAACAAGGGGACCGACGACCACGCCCCUCACAAUCGUCUUCCGAAUAAAAGGCCGGAAGGAAAAUUUCAUUCCUACACCCCCCUUAACGCGUCUGCCGAGCAGAUUCUACUAGACAUUCGGGGAGAAAAACUGCUAAAUUGGCCUAUUUGUAUGAGGGCCGACUCGGAUCACCGAGAUAAGCGUAAGUACUGCCGAUUCCACCGAGAUCACGGCCACAAUACGGCCGAUUGUGUGGAUCUCAAAGAUGAGAUUGAAGCCCUUAUUCAGAACGGACACCUGCGUCGAGACACCAAAGAGAGAAAAGCGGCUCGAAAAGAAGGAAGAGAGCGAGAGCGGCCAAAUAAUAUCACGAAAGAGCCCGCUGAAAUCCGUACCAUCUUCGGAGGUUCGUCUGGUGGAGGAGAAUUGAAUAGGGCGCGGAAAACCCAUUCCCAGAAGCCUAACCUGGAACAUUAUGUCCAUUUAACCAGGCGACCCAGUAAAGAACUCCACAUCAGCCCAUGCACUGUAACCUUCACAGAAGAAGACGCACGUAGAAUCCAGCAUCCACAUGACGAUGCCCUAGUGGUUACUAUGACCAUAGCGAACCAUAAAGUAUACUGCAUCUUAGUUGACACCGGGAGCUCAGCCGACACGAUGUAUUCCGAAGCCUUUGAAAGAAUGGGGAUUCCGAGGUCUCAUCUCAAGCCUAUGAAGACCCCACUGCACGGCUUUGCCGGGGAAAGAGUGAUCUCCGAAGGAGCCAUCUCCCUCCCGGUGACUGUGGGAGAAGUAUAA